Messenger RNA from Pyricularia oryzae 70-15, 2763 nucleotides. RefSeq lists its product as uncharacterized. NCBI's taxonomy places the organism in Eukaryota, Fungi, Ascomycota, Sordariomycetes, Magnaporthales, Pyriculariaceae. The coding region runs from base 115 to 1701 and encodes 528 amino acids. The record is from RefSeq and is a predicted model, not a curated record. The transcript is spliced from 3 exons.
CGGCAAGGCGGGUGGGUGGUUCUCUCUACCCGUCUGUACGACUUUGACUGACUGUAUGUAGUUGAGUUGCCGCCCAACUGCGACCGAAGAAAAAAAAACACGUCAGUUUGUUAAAUGCGAGAACGCAUCCGGACGCGCGGUUCAUCUCCAUUGUCGAGCCAUGUCCUCCGCAACCCUGCUUCCACCAUGACGACAGCGACGUCAGUGUCCUCGAGAGCAGCGACACCAGCAGCCACCACUGCACCACAGGCCCCGCCACCACCUCCUAAAAGUGGCAAUUGUAACAGUAGCAGCACUGAUGAUGAUGAUAAUGAUUCCGACGACGACCUCGACGUGAUUGCUCCUCCACCGCGCGCUGCGCUGCCUGGCUCGGCCAAACCCGGUGCAAACAAAACGCCAAGCCCAAGCCCGCAACCCAACGGUAGCCCCAGCUCCUCGGGUCGAACCUCGCCGCCGCCGCCGCCACCUCCUACGCGCGUGAGCAGAACCACAUCCCAGGACAACGACCCGCAGCAGCUUCUCCGGGAAAAGGACCAGCGCAUUGCGGCGCUGGAGCGGGAGCUGGACAGCCUGUCGCACAACGAGAGUGAGCGGGCGGCGUUUUGGCAGGUUCAACACAGCAACCUGCACCAGCAGUUCUUGCGGACCGACACGGAGCUGCGGCUGCUGCGGGCCGAGGCCGACCUGCGCGCCGCAGAGCGCGACGAGCUCCGGCAGGACUGGGACGCCGCCCGCCGGGACCUGGCCGCGCGCGAGUGCGAGGUCGUCGACCUCCGCGGCCAGGUCAGGGGCCUCAAGGAAUGGCUGGCCAACAGCACCCGGUCCGCGUACGGCGGCGGCGGGGACGCCCCGGCCGAUGACGUUUUUGCAGAUGGGUUCUCGCGCCUGUACAAUGGCUUACAGAACUGGAUCAUUAGCAACUUUAGGAGGACAAAACUUGACCUCUCGCAUGCCGAUGCGGAUAUACUCGAGGAGCUGAGCUCUUUGGCUCCGACAUACAAGGACCUUGCCAAAGAUACAAAGCUGCCACUGUUGCAGUCGCUUGUCUCGAAGAUACUAGUAGAGAUGGUUUUCGACAGCUAUUUCAUAGGCCUGAGCAAUGACCAGGCCAAGCAGUUUUCCCAAAUGGAAGCAUUGAUGGGAUCAUUUGUUGAAGAUCCAGAGCUGGUUAACCAAUGGCGAGCUACAACACUUACAUUGCUGUCAAGAAACGCUUCCGAAAAGAUGCAAGAAGGAGCAGCUCGUCAGACCAAUGCUAUAAUAGCGCGGAUAAAUCGUCUACUAUCAGGUAUAACAACAGACCAGUCCACAACAGCAGCAGCAUCGACAGUUCAAAAUACCGCCCUGCGCGGCCCAUCCCCAACACCUCUGGACCCUGUAGCCCGGGAAACCUCGCUCCGCCAACUAAUCACCACCGCCAUCGACUUGGCGUGUCAGUUAUCAGUCCAGCGGGCCCUCUUUCGUGUCUUUUUGCCCACCGCAACCGCCGCCAAUGCGGAUAAGCAGACCGUAUUCGACCCGGCGCGGAUGGAGGACGUGGGCGGUCUGCUGGACGAGGAUUCGCUGGCGGCGGGGCCUGCGGUUCGGUGCGCAAUGUUUCCCGGGGUAGUCAAACGUGGCGACGAGAACGGCGGGAAUCUGCAGCAGUACGAAAACGUCAUCUCCAAGGCCAGGGUGUUGUGCUGCCACCCACAGGACUAGAUUGGAACUAUGCGAGAGAAACAACAGAAGACUUUACAGACAUGGAGAUCGCGGCGCGUAGCAGCCCCAACAGGAAACAUCUGCGAUGUCUUGUUAUAAUUUGUACGAGCUUUUUUCUUCUUCUUAUGAUUUGUGGCGCAUUGGGGGCUCAGGGCCAUCCAUUUUCUCAAUGGUUUGCGUUUCUUAACUAGACUUUCGGGGAUCAUAUGCAAGCAUUUUGACGAGCAUUCACAGCAGAGCGAGUUUCUUGGCACGAUAUUGAUGGAGGCCGUUUCACCAAAUCAAAUCAUGUGUAUUGCCUACUAGGUAACUUGGCGACUUGCUCGCCCCUCACGGAACUUCCGUGUACUAUGCAGCAUGUUCUUGCCAGAGGGGGUUUCUCUUGGCAAAUGCAAGCCAUCCUUAGCGCGUGCCUGUUUGACAAGGAUCGAGUUGCUACCUACCGAUAAGAGAGUGGUUGCGUCACGAUACCAUAAUCACGUUCUACCCGCCUCAGAACGAUGUUGUAUCACAACGGACGACUGACUUUAGACGGCGGACUAUCGGCAGUCUAUUCAGCGCCUCUCUAUACUGUCGCUCGGUCAUCCAACGGAACCCGGCUCUUACGGAUUAUGCCACGGCAGUAAUAAAAAGCUACCCAAGAAAACAAGGGGGACAGGUCGGGGGUUGGAUGCUCUGUUGUCCGAUCCUGUUUGGUCGGGAAUGGGUGCCCCCAGAAGAUCCAUGUCACCUGAGCUGGCAAUACCGGCCGGCUCCGUCUAUCUAUUCUUGUUUUGGUCCUUUUUUAGCCUGAACGCGUUAUCGCUUUGCUUCCCUUUUGGUGAAGAGCAGCGCAGAGCCGCACCCGCUACCGUUCAGUGAGCCAUUCCCUGCCUGAUGUUUGGUGGUGGAUGGAUCCCCCCAAGGCAUGCCCCGAGUUCUAUUCUUGCUCAUCUGGCCGAGGUUUACAGAUGGAUGGCAUGUCUUGUUCUUCCCUGAUAGUCUCUUGGGUGUAUACUUUGCAUACAACUAUCUACUUCGUAGGUUCCUUUGCACCUCCUCUAUACUGUCAGCACCCCCCCC